Messenger RNA from Lingula anatina, 4153 nucleotides. RefSeq names its product protein spire homolog 1. Gene Ontology annotation, biological process: actin nucleation; establishment of meiotic spindle localization; actin filament polymerization. Lineage: Eukaryota; Metazoa; Brachiopoda; Lingulata; Lingulida; Lingulidae. The record is from RefSeq and is a predicted model, not a curated record. Gene Ontology annotation, molecular function: microtubule binding; GTPase activity; GTP binding. Gene Ontology annotation, cellular component: cell cortex; cytoplasmic vesicle membrane.
CAAAGAUGGCUGCACGGAGCGGCGGCGCACGAGAGAGGCUGUCGAAAAUCGCCGACAAACUCUCUCUCCAAGACAUUUUGGAAGCCUUCAACGCCCCUCUGAACGAAGAACAAGCCUGGGCCAUUUGCUUUCAGUGUUUGCAACACUUAAAGAAACACUGGGACGCAGGGAACGCCAUUUAUAUAUAUGGUCUCCCCUCCGUCUAUGUUCACAAAGACGGAACGGUCUCCUGUGAAGCUCCGACAACAGGAAAGCAAAGUACAGAAUGUCAGAUCAUUGAAUCCCUGGGGUUAGUCCUGUUCAGUGCUUUGGACUACGGUUUGCCAGAAAAUGAAGAACAACGCUUGAGCCCUCUCUUGGAAAGUGCCAUUGCUCGCAUGACAGGAAAUGAUGCCGAUAAAAGCUCCAGUGAUGCUGGCCAUGAUGAUGGUUGCCAUAGCGAUGAGGGUAUUGCAGAAGAUGAAGAUGAGGAUGGAGGUCAAGGUCAAAGUGUUACAUUUCAAGAUGUCAUACAGGACUGCAUCAAUCACUUGCACAGUCCGGGAGAGGCUGCCAGUCAUUACAAGGCAGUGUGCAGAGCUCUGCUGGCGGAGGCUCAAGAAUUACUUACCUUUCUCGUCAAUAUAUCUUUAUGUAGAGAGAAAUUAAAAGCUGAAGAUGGAGAAGAAGACUUGGAAGAUCUCCAGAGGGCUGACUGGGCUAGACUGUGGAUGCAAGUAAUGAAGACGCUGAGAAAGGGAGUCAAGUUAAAAGAAGUGGAACAUGUCAACAAGCCGCCAGUGGAGUAUGAACUGACACCGUACGAAAUAUUGAUGGAGGACAUACGAUCUCGGAGAUAUACGCUUAACAAAGUCGCUGCAAAUGGGGCCCUCCCUCCCAAACUAAAGCAAAAUGCCCAUGAAAUAAUCCUGGAUUUUAUCAGAUCAAGACCUCCACUGCACCCGGUUACAAACAGAAAGCUUGCCAAUCCACGCCCUAGGACUCCAGACUUGCAUGAACAGCUGAUUAGCGAAAUUAAAAACCCACCAAAACUCCGAUCUACGCCAUAUGAGGAAGAAGUGGAAACGUCCAGAACAACAGUGUCAGAAUCUGACUGCAGCCCAGCCCCUACACGUAGACUAAUUAAGGCUGAUCUCUCCCUUCUGAUCACUAGUUCUGUAGAGGAUGAAGUAGAUGAUGAAGACAACGACACUGGAUAUGAUGGCAGCGAGAAAAAAUUCUCUAGUCUUAACAGCUCUCAAAUGAUGCCAUGGCAAAAAACAGUUGCUCUAGACCUUGCAGUCCAAUCAGCCAAUGAUGUUCCAGAAAGACGUCACAGUAUCAGUGUAUGCGAGAGCCCCGGGGCCUUGGCUAAGGUACUGCCCCUGGGCCAAGACCUCUCUCCCAUCCCUGCACCCCUCCAGACCAACCAGGACACAAUUGUCCCCAAUCCCAUGGAAUGUCUGUCACUGAGGAUAGAUGAAGUAAUGCACAUCAGGAGUGUGUUGACCAAGGCAGAACUGGAGUGUCUGUACGGGACUGAUAUGGACAUGUAUAACCAGGUGUCCAAGGGGAAGAUCUGCUUCACCUGCAGAGUGACAAAGUUUGGCAUGUUUGGUCCUUGGGGAGUCAAGUGCAAAUUCUGCAAGAGAAAGGUGUGCAACAAAUGCAGUAAAAAGAUGCGUAUUCCCACAGAGCAUUUUGAACACAUCCCUGUGUAUACACUUAGCCCUAGUUCCAGUAGUCCAGAGGAGAAAGAAGAACAGUUUACUACCAGCACUUACUCUCUGCCACCUUCACCAGUUUUGGACAAAAAGAUAUUUGACCACCAUAGCUAUGAAGUACAAAAGGAGAAAAAGUCCACGCUGACACGUAAGGUGACCAUCAUGGACAAAGACAAGGACCAUGAGACACGCCGGUCAACACUGUCCAGAAUCUUUUCAAAUGACAAGGACAAAGAUAAGACCAACCACCACCAUCAUCACGGCAAGAAACACCUGUCGUUAACGAGAAAGUUCUCCAAAGGUAAAGGUGAUGCCUCAAAAUUGCAGGGGCCAAUGAUGGACGUUUGUAGAGACUGUAAAGAAAUGGUGCUCAACGUAAUACGUGCUAGUCGGACAACGCUUUCUGCGACGUCAUCUUCCACGCCCUCUGCACCAAAACCGGCCAACCCGGUAUCACGAAAGCCUUCCAGACAGUUUCACCUCGAUUUGAAGCCAAUCUAUAAAUUUUAGAGUUGGAUGUGGCUGUUACAUGGAAUUCUCUGUGAAAUGCUUGUCAUAUAGAGGUUGCCAGAAGUUUCUUUCUGUGAUGUAGAUUUUGUAUAGGGCUGACCAGCUGGCUUUUAUUAUUCAGGUGCAUUUACAGCCAUAUUAGGUUGACCACUUUUGGAACUACCCACAACAUUGAUCUUAUGAUUAAUAUAAUUGAAAACCUACCAGUGACAGUAAAUGUGUUCACUCAGGGGCUGGCUUCACAAAAAACACAAAAAAACAACUUGUUUUAACUCAAAGACUGAGAUGUUUCGUGUGCCGUGACCCCUGACUACCAACAUGCCUGCUGGGUAGAGUUGGAGACCACCUUUAGGGAAAGGAGGGUUUACAUUUACUGUGCAUGGUUUUAACUGAUGUAUACUGCUCACAGAAAAAGUUUUCACGGAGUUGAGUUGACCCAAUGUGACUUUAAACUCACCUGUAUUAUUCAGAUUGUUUGUCUUCAGAUGAAUAGCCUAGAGUAGAGAGAAACAAAAUGACCUCUUAGGAAAUCAACAUAUUUAGUCUGUGUAACCAUGAUGAUGUAUAUAUAUACCGACAGUUUGUUAUAAUGGCAGUACUAUACAGUGUAACAUACUGUCAUCACUUCAUUAGAUCCCUUUUAAUAUCUGUAUGUUAGCAACUUUUUACAGUAACUGACAAAGAACUGCUUGACAUGAAGCAAAAGAGAUUGAAAACUUGGACAGGUUUCAAAGUAAAACAUAAUAUACACUCAAGUUGUAAUUAAUACAGGUAUUGUGUCUAUGAUGUAAAUGUUUCAUGUAUGUAUGAUUUUUGAUGUGUAUACAGGAAAAAUGUGCUUCCAUAUUAUCUUACAGUGAAAAGCAACAGUGAUGAUGGUUUAUUAUUAUCUAUGAAUUUUUUUAAUCAGUUGGCCUGAAGAGAUGUCGUUCAUAAUAAUAAUACUGUUACUGGAAUGACUGCAUGUAUAAUAAAGUAAGGGUGCUACUCGUAUUCCGUCAAGUUAGUUAGUUAAGAAGACUGCGCUAGCAGGGUAAAUUUUUGGCAAAAAUAGGGCUAGAAAUGUAAAUGUUAAGUAAUAUAUAUAUAUUUUUUUUCCAUCUUUGAGAUAUUCCAAGGCCAUGACCUUUGAUUUUGCAAAUGUUCUACAAGAGAUACAAUUUCUUUUCUUUUCUUUUUUGCUUUGAAUUUGUGUUAUUUGUUAGUAAUAAUGAUAUUCUACGUCAAAGGACGGCUCUUGAAAUUAAAAACACGGCUGUUGAGUUUUGGCUCCUGUUUUACCUAAGAUAUUUGAUUAUGUAAUUAUAUAUUUUUAUAUUCAAUUUGGUUGUGAAGUUUUAUUAGGUAUAUUUCCAUUUAUUUCAUAUCACUAUACUAUAAAAUGGGUAAAAUUAUAUAGCUGUUUUUGGACAAGUUGACUGUACAGCCAAUUUUUGGGGUGUGAAUUUAAGUGACUCACAUUUUAAAUAAUUAAAGCUUCCUUAGGCAAAUGGUACCAGAAGGAUAAGGCAUUUUGCUAUGUAUUUGUCUAAAAAUGUUCCCCUUGUUUUUUUCUUCAAUGAUAAUAGUGUGCAAACUAGUUUGACGACAAAAAAUAAGAAUAUUUUAACACGUUAUAAUACAAUAGCCAAACUUGGUCGUAAUUCACAUUUCAUUUGCUUUAAGUUGGCAAUAAAUUGUCCCAGGUGCAACUUACGAUCCUUAGUAGAUCUUGACUUUUAGAAGAAAAAUUUAGUUUACAUUAUCUCAGUACUGACCUAUAAUAGCCCACUGUAGUGUAGUAGUCAUAGAUCUAAAACAGUAACCGUUUCUCGUCUUAAAAAGGCGCCAUGUUUCAUUGAAAUUGACCACUACUGAUGUAUUGUGGGUAAGAGAAGACUAAAUUUCUGAAUGUUUAGAUCAAGUUUUGGUCGUAAGUUGUUUGUGCAGUGGACCCUUGG